CGAUUGUUUUGAUGGUUUAACUGGACUGAACCCACAUUGCUACAAAACACAAACAACCUUAAUAAAAUGUUCCAUUGUUUUCACCCUUUUACAUCUACCUAGUAGUCUUUCUUUUCUUUCAUCAUAUACACUAGAAAGUAGAAUCUAGAAAAGAAAACAUGAGUGCAUUUGAUUCAGAAUGUAGUAGUGGAUGUGAGUCAGGUUGGACUCUAUACCUUGAACACUCUUUUGGAGGAGGGUAUUAUGGGGAACACAAAGAUAAAAUAGUCACAAAUGACUAUUCUGAAGGUGUUGAAGAUUUGUCUAUGAUUUCUGAUGCUUCUUCUGGACCUCCACAAUAUCUUCCAUUUGAUGAUGAUGCUAAUUACUUCAAUCAAAAAAACAAUGCUUGCUUUUAUUCAGAAUCCAACUUAGUGAAACAGAACAAGAGUGCUUCAAAGAAACAGAAUGUUAAAGACAAAAAUAAACAACAACUUCAAGUUGAAGAUCAACAACAUCUUCCUUCUUUUCUUCAUGAUACUGCUAGCUCUCAUGUCUUUGACUUUUCCACUAACAAUGAUGUUGGGACAAAUCAACAAACGUAUAAAGAGAGUAUGGUAGAUUAUUCACAAGGUUUUUCAGCAACUAAUUAUUUUGAGGGAAGAUCCUCAUAUCAAGAACAACACUUUGGUUAUUUACAACCAUCUUUAUCGAAAAAUGAAAUUCAAGGCAACAAAUGGUAUGGAGGGAAAGGAAUGGGAAUGAGGGGAAGAAGAUGUUAGUUUUAUUAAUGGCUGCCUCUGCUAUUGAAGAUGUUGCAGUGGAAUUAUUCAAGAUUAAUGGAAAGAGAGUUAUUAUGGUGUAAAAGGAAUUUAAUGCUUCUUUUUCUCUUUUUACUUUUGUCAAUGCAAUGGGAAACAACCUGAAAGGGCAUGUUAGUCAUUUUAUUUUUUUUUGCUUUACAAAAUUUUAUUUUCUUGUUAGUGAAUCACGAUUAGAAGCUAAAUUAGUAAGUUAGAUUUUGUAUAAGUAUGUUAACUACUCCUUGUUAUUUUGA
Messenger RNA from Cicer arietinum (chickpea), 1036 nucleotides. RefSeq names its product protein SOB FIVE-LIKE 5-like. Gene Ontology annotation, biological process: cytokinin biosynthetic process. The record is from RefSeq and is a predicted model, not a curated record. Lineage: Eukaryota; Viridiplantae; Streptophyta; Magnoliopsida; Fabales; Fabaceae.